Molecule: messenger RNA, 2195 nt
Organism: Salvelinus sp. IW2-2015
Lineage: Eukaryota; Metazoa; Chordata; Actinopteri; Salmoniformes; Salmonidae
Source: RefSeq, a predicted model, not a curated record
UCAACACAACAAGCCUCUUCCAAAACUACCCCCGUAAUCAUCAACACAACAGCUCCUCCAUCUACCCUAUUAGUUAACACAACAGCUCGUUCAACUACCCCAGCAGUGAACACAACAAUUCCUCCAAGUACUCCAGUAGUAAUUACAACUCUAGCUCCAACCGAUCCGUUAACCAAUUUCACCAAUUUAAAGGCAACCCCAGCAACAGAGGCGCCACUGACCAGCCCUCAACUGUCACUGCAGUUCAGCCUGACAUCUGACUUUACUAGCUCUCUGAGCAACAGCAGUUCACCAGAGUUCCUGGCAUUGGCUAAACAAGUGGCUUCACAGCUGGAUAUCUUGUUCAAGGCUGAAUUUGGAGCCAGAUUUAUUCGAACUGUUGUCAAUAGUUUCCGGUCAGGAUCAAUUGUGGUGGAGUCUACGUUGAUAUUCAACAACAUCAGCUCAGUGCCUAACAAUAGCCUGGCAGCACAAACUUUACAAACUGCCAUUACUUCUAACACGUCUGGCCUGACCUUGCCUGUCAAUUCAUCCUCCAUCGUGGUCACGCGCACUACUAUAAUAGCUACUGCAGCUCCAAACGCAGCAGCCACCACCGCUGCUCCAACUGAAGCUGUCACCACCACCGCUCUGGCAGCUGUCACCACGGCACCUCCAGCAGUGGCCACCACCACCAACGCUGCUCCGGUGGCAGCCACCACCACCAACGCUGCUCCGGUGGCAGCCACCACCACCAACGCUGCUCCGGUGGCAGCCACCACCACCAACGCUGCUCCGGUGGCAGCCACCACCACUGCUGAUGCAUCAACUGAUCCUCCAUCUUCUAGUGAAGGAACCCUGAGUCUUCGGUUUAGCCUCAACCAGAUGUUCACCUCGGAUCUUGCCAACUCGUCCUCUUUGGCAUUCAAGGCUCUGGCUGGCACAGUGGUCUCGGAGGUGAACAAGAUUUUUGCUAGCACCCCAAGCUUCCUUCGUUCCAUUGUCAACUCAUUCAAGAGUGGAUCUGUAGUUACCAACAUGACACUCGUGUUCAGAAACAAAUAUUCGGUUCCCAGUGCAUGGAGCGCACAGUCAACUUUCACCAGCAGUUCCACCUCCCUGAACAUCCUACAGGGCAGCAUCAAUGUUGWGUCAUCAGUCAAUUCAGGAAGUGCUCCCCGACCCACUGCCUUCUGUCUGUCUGCUUUGCCUCUCACUUUGGCACUGCUAAUGGUACAGUUGAUGGCUAACUAAUAGCUGGUGUCAUAGCUGCUGUGGCAUUGGCUUGACCAAUGAACUUGACCAAUUCUGACCUAUGUUCCAGCUCCCAUAGAGACACCCUUAAGAUGAAUGACCAGCUUUGGCAGAAGAAUGCACAAUGGACUGUACCUGUGUUAAUUGCAAAAAAGAUAUGUAUUUCAUGUACAGUACAUACCCCCAAGUACACACAAACAAAAACACACCUAAGUUGACUUUUUGAUGUCAAGUAUGAUAUUUGUGACAUUCCUUACGAAUUGGUAUUGUUURUUUUCUGCUUAUGAGUAUUGAUAUUCAUAAUAUUGGUAAUUAAGGGAUAAAACAAAUGUAUGGAUUUUUUUUAAAUAAACCAAUGCAAAAAUGUAUGCGACAAGGUAAAAUGCAUAUACCUUAUCUUUCAAGUGACUGUAUUUCCACUUAUCCAUAUAGGCUCUCAAAGACAUUACUUAGUUAUUUGCAUCUUGUACACAGCAGCUUGCACAUGUUUUAUCUGUUAGAUUUAUAUGGGAAAUAACUAAAAAAUUAGAGAACCUUUCCUGCAACAUGUGACAUUGUUAAGACAUUUUAUCAAGAUUUAUCAAGGAUAAAUGAUUAAAUAAUUCUACACAGAAACUUAACCAUCAGGAUUAGAGGUUAUGUAGCAUGGACAUGGGAAGAAAGGAAUGUAUGUGUGUGUGUCUAAAGAAAACUAAAUGGAUCCUUAAUAACCUAUGUUUGAACCGACUAAGCUAUAACUCUGUGGAGAUAAGGGAAGACAGCAAAAGCCCCUCCAGGUUUUCCGUAUCUGGGGGGGGACUGGAACUGUCAGCUAAGUGGUAAUAAACUGUGGUGAGACUUCAGGAGACAAUCCAGAUUAGUGUGUAUGUAUGUGCGUUAGUAAUAGAAGGGAUAAAAAGAACGGUUUUGUAUAUGCACGUCAGAGAUCUCUCGAGAAUAAACYCUAUUGGUUAAUUUGGAAA